This is a messenger RNA of Phaedon cochleariae (mustard beetle), 1317 nucleotides long. The record is from the annotation of a GenBank genome assembly. NCBI's taxonomy places the organism in Eukaryota, Metazoa, Arthropoda, Insecta, Coleoptera, Chrysomelidae.
AUGCAAAAAAAUGGAACAUCAUCAAAUUAUUAUGAGUCUUCAACCAGUGUGGAUAACGAUGCGUUCGAGGUCCCACUACCAGACAACAGCGUCACCACCGUACUGCACUACUGCAAGAAAAAAAUCCUCACCCCAUACCUGCGCUUCCUGAGCCUCAUGGGGCUGAGGCCUCUCACCAACGAACCCCGAGACGUCUGCAUAUGCCUCAGGAUCCUGAGCGGUACCUAUACGCUCUCCGUGGUCCUUCUGAUGGUCCUGGGGUACGUUUUGCAGUACAUGGCAUGUUUCAGGAGGGACAGGGGCUUCUGCUACGUGUCUCUGCAGCAAAACGGGAGUUUGCUCUUGAUGAGGGAGUUGGAGACGGUGCACGAAAGGACUUGCGAGGGGUCCGUGCUGUUUAGCUUCGUGGUACCGGGUCUGCUGCAUCUAGUGGCCUAUUUGCAUUUGCUAUUUGUAUUGAGGAGUACUGAUGAUGAGCAGUUGCCUAUACUCAUGGAGAGGGUAUUCCUCAUUUCAACCAAUCUGUCCACUGGAUUCAUGAGCCAAAGAAAAUUAGUGAGGACCCUUUGGUUUUUCGUCAUAUGCGGCUUAGUUUGGAUGACCCUCUCUUUUAUAGUUGUCAAUUAUAUGAUGUCAGAUGCAGGAAUCCACUUCAAGUGGAUGAAAAAAAGCUCACCAAUCGUACUUCUUUCGAUGAAAAUUUUAUUGGUGAUUUGUACACUGUGGCAUGAUGUUGUACAAGCGACUGUGGUGUCCAAUUACUGUCUACAAGCUCAGCUUUUAACUUCAUAUGUUCAAUUCAUGAAAGAGAAGUUAUUACAGUUUCCUGUUCAACCACUAGGAUGGAUGAGGGAUAUUGAAGAUUUUAAGAAACUUCUGAAUCACUUCAAUGAUAGGAUUGCACCAUCUGUAUGUCUCUUGGCUGUCACAGACAUAUCUUUUGCCCUCUCUGGUCUGCUAUGGAUCUUUCACUUGGAUUAUGUAGACCUAGAAACUUUGCCAAUUUUUGGACUCAGCAUCCUCAACGUCCUUCUGUGGACUUUCAUAUCAUCUAUCCCUUUUAUACAGGCAUCAAGAUUGUCAAAUUCCUGUGAAGUUUUGAAAUCUGUAGGCCAGGAAGCUAGGACACGCCCCUAUGUGCAUCAGGACACGCCCACUGUGGAAUUAGACUCUGUACUACUUUACACCACUAGCUUGAAAAUCAGUGCGAAGCUCUUCCACUUGCCAAUAACAGGGCGAAAACUGUGCUUUUGCGUUACGGUUGUAUCGAUCAUUGUAUUGACGUUGGGACAGUGCCAUUAUUUUAUUUCACAGUAA